Messenger RNA from Fundulus heteroclitus (mummichog), 2540 nucleotides. Its product is annotated as CD48 antigen. The transcript has 6 exons. The coding region runs from base 89 to 991 and encodes 300 amino acids. Lineage: Eukaryota; Metazoa; Chordata; Actinopteri; Cyprinodontiformes; Fundulidae. The record is from RefSeq and is a predicted model, not a curated record.
AGCAGCAGCAGAGACGAUUGUGUUUUCAGGACGUUCAGGAGAGACACUGCGCUGGACAUGUAGAAGAGAAAAGUAUAAUUAUGUAAUUAUGGAGAAUUACAUCAUAUUUAUGUGCUUAGUAGCCAUGAUGAGAUUCUCAGCUGCUGAUGAACUGAAGAGGAAUUUGACAGGAGUUGUUGGAGGAAACGUCACUUUCCCAGAUCCUCUGCUGGAAUUAGGAUUUCUUUUAGAAGGAACAAACAUCGCUAUGGUGUAUGAAGGAAAACUUCAGAUUCUAGAGGAAAAAUACAAAAACAAACUUCACUGGAACAGAAACUCUGGACUCUUUACAAUCACAGACCUGCAGAAGAGCGACUCUGGAGUUUAUAACAUCGACUCUAAAAGAGGACGAGCUCUAAGUGUCUCUUAUUCUUUGACAGUUUAUGAUGGUGCUCCGACUCCUGCAAUAGAAACCCUGACUGUGAGCUCUGACAGCUGCUGGUUGCUCUGUUCUGUGGACAAAGCCACGUCUCUGCUGUGGUACAAAGACCAGGAAGUACAGAACCAGAACAGUUCUGCUUCCUCUUUACCCAUCACUGUCCACAAAGAGGACAGAGACUCAUCCUACAGAUGUGUAGCAGCCAACCCUGCAGAAAACAAGACUCUCCAUGUUAACGUGAGGACAGCAUGUGGGUUCAAUGAGACAGAAAGUGGUGAUAACCCUAAGCAAAGAGCAUAUUUCAUCGGAGUUGGUAUCUCUGUGCUGUUAAUUGUAUUUGUUGUUGGAGCAUUCUGGAUGAUCAAGCAGAGGAUCCUGGGUAAAAAACAACCAGUCAGACAAGACACCAUAAAAGAGGACGAAGUCCAAUAUACGCCAAUUCUUUUCAAGGAUAACAGACACAGUCAGGGGGAGAAUAUUCCAGAGUCAACAGGAACCAGUGAUCGCGCCGAUCUGACGACAGUCUACGCUAAACUGGAGCAUCCGAAUCCAAACGGACCCUCUUUAGGCUGACAUUUCUGCUACAAGUCACUGUUUCAUAGCAGCUUAAUGUAAACUUCAGCAAUCACGGUUGCAGAAAUAUUAUAGCUUAAAGUACAGUUCAAUAAUCACCUGUAAACAUUUCACUUUUUUUAUUAACUGUAAUAUAAAACUUUGUCUUGUGUCCUACCUGCCAUUUCACUUCCUGGAUCUGUUUCCAGUUACCAGCUCCUGUAACAGUGCUGCAGGAGUUAGGCAGUUUGUUCUGUAACUGAUGGGUUGCCGCUCCGAUCCCCCGCUCCCCCCGUCUCAGACGUCGUGUCCAUCGGCAACACACUUCUCCCACUUUGCCUCCUGGUGGUGGUCAGAGGGCCCGGUGGCCCCGAUGUACGGCCGCCUCGCUGCUGUCAGUCCGCCCCAGAGCAGCUGUGGAUACAAUGUAGCUCACCACCGCCGGGAUGUGAAUGUGGAGUCCUCUGAACUUGAUAAAAAGAAAAGGUCAUUUAUUAUUUACAUGACAGCAUUUCAUCCAUUGAUUUUGAACAACUACAUUUUCACUCAAAGCAGCUGAGAAAUCCUUGAGCUACCAAAGAUGUUUAGUGUGGGAGUCAUGAAGGGGAGCAGCGUGUUUAAAGCAGACAUUUCUUCCUGCAGAUGUUCUGAACCUGGGUUUAGGAAGCUGGAGCCUCUCCUUUAAUAAACCAAAGAAAACUGGAGAACUCAACCAGAACAGUGACUUUGUUUUGGACAUAAUGUUGUGUUUACUUAAAGGCUUGACUCACCUCCCUGCAGCCAUGCUCGCUCUCACAUUCACAGCAUUUGUAGCCAAACUAAACUUCCACUCAUGGAGAUGCAGUUGAAAUGAGAAAGGAUGAUUUUAUUCCAAAUGAAUGGAUAAAUGGAUUUAUCCCCAUCAUUUCAUUACAUAAAUAAAAAUACAAAGCUUUCUUGUAAAAAAAAUUUUUUUUUUGUUAUUAUUUAAAAAUGUAUUAAUUUGGCCGCAUAUGUUUUUCUUCAUGAUAAUGUAAUUUAAUAUUGUAUUGCAUUAUGUUGCCUCCCAAUAUGUGGAAUUGUACUGAAUCUAAUCUUGUUGGCGGUUUGCUGAGAAACGUGUGGCAGCAGCUAUGAACCAGAAAUAGUUCUGUUUUCUGCUGAUGGCAGAAAUAGCAGAAAAACACCAAAUUAAUGUUUGCUGUAUAAACAUUAAAGCCGAAUCUUUUUAAAAUAAUUGGGUAAAAAUUUUAAAAUAAGGCCCAAAUUAAAGAAAAAAAAUCAACAGGGACCUAAAUAGCUUGAAUGUUUUGAUAUUUGACCAAAUCUAGUUUUCUGUGCUCCAGAUGUUUUACUCGUCUUGUUCUGGUCACAUCCAGAUGUAUUUUAGCACAUCCUGUUAUUUUAUCCUCCAUUUCCUUGUUGUUCCCAACAUUUUUCCUGGUUAUGAUCGGUUCUUCAGAUGUUCUCUGGGUCCCAUCAUUGUUUUCUCCUGUUCCUCUGGGUGUUGUUUGAUAUAACAGCAGCUCAGGUUAUCUCUGCUGGCGCCCAUAUUUGCCUUUUUUUCUUUGAAUAAAAACCAACGCCUGCA